AUGACGGCAGUACGAGACAGCUACCACACUCAUGUGAUAGAUUACGUGGCAUUAGCAGUAACACCACAAACACUACUUGCCACACGAGUCACAUUAUCUAGUACUGAGUUCAACGAACAGAUAUCCCCCAAAACGUAUGUCAAUGGCCCGAAUGGCUACAUUACUUCUCAAAUAAAGAUUACAGAUCCAUACUCCACAGUCUAUAUCAAUGUGAAGUCGAAGUUACCAGAGUACCCUGCAAAUGAAUACGACCACUAUGCAUUUUCGCAAUCAUCUUUUCGAAAAAUCAGAUCUAAAUUUUAUAGACCCGCGAAACUCUACACCGGUCAGUUGUUCAAGCUUUCAGUAGCACCCAGCCUGGUUGACGCAAGAGCCCGCGUUGGUGGCUACAUAAUUAUUUACAACGAAAGUCUGGAAACUUGCCCCACGCCGCCCACACACCUAGGCUGCUACAAGUGCCACAAGCUUCUCUUUCAAGCUGUAGUGCCUACCCAAAGGUGUUGCUUAAUGGAUGGACACAUGGAAAUUCGUGCUACCAUGUGGGCCUCCAUUAUCUUUGCGUCUUUGGUAGCAGUAUCCUCGGGGAUUCCUCAGUACUCAUCUCCUCCUCCCCCUUCAUACAUAGCUCCGGCUCCAGCUUGUGACCCUGUCACUGUCACUGAAACAACUACUGAAUAUGGAGAAGUCGUGGAAACUACUACAGUCCCUGUCACCACCACCAACACUCUGUAUGAAACCGAAGUCAUCACUCAGUUUGAAACCGUAGUCGAGACCGAUUACGUCACCGAAACUGAGACCAACUACCAAACGGAAACUGAAACUCAAGUCAUCCCUACAACUAUUGUAGAUACUCAGACCACUUACCAGACUGUGUAUGAGACAGAGACACAACAAACUUAUAUUACAGAAACUACAACUGCAGUUCAAAAGCAGUACAAAACCGUCUGCCCAAAAAAUUCUUAUGUUAGUUACUAAGCUCCCAAGGUGGAAAGUUAUCAUACAUAUUAAAAUAGUCAUAAUCCCA
Penaeus vannamei (Pacific white shrimp) is the source of this 1024-nucleotide messenger RNA. RefSeq names its product chondroitin proteoglycan 1. NCBI's taxonomy places the organism in Eukaryota, Metazoa, Arthropoda, Malacostraca, Decapoda, Penaeidae. The record is from RefSeq and is a predicted model, not a curated record.